This is a messenger RNA of Drosophila elegans, 1927 nucleotides long. Its product is annotated as aspartate and glycine-rich protein-like. The coding region runs from base 1 to 381 and encodes 126 amino acids. NCBI's taxonomy places the organism in Eukaryota, Metazoa, Arthropoda, Insecta, Diptera, Drosophilidae. The record is from RefSeq and is a predicted model, not a curated record. The transcript has a single exon.
AUGGCUACCACAAGCACUAACACGACCACGACCACGCCCCCUCCACCGACCACCGCCCACUGGCAGAGGGCCAAAGCGAAUGCAAAGAGGAGGAGCGGCUGCGAAACAUCACCUAGCUGCAGGAUCACUAGGUGGCAAAGUGGCGAUUUAAGGAGCUAUGGCUAUGGAAAUGGAAAUGGAAAUGAAAAUGGAAGUGGAUCAGCGUUGGGCAGUCAUUGGAGAUGGAGAUGGAAGGGCAAUGGAGAUGCAGAUGGAAAUGGAAACCCGAACUGGAAUUGGAAUUGGUGCUGCAGCGGGAGAUGGAAGUGGUUGUGGAAACGGAAGCCAAACUGGCAAGCCGACGACGACGACGACGACGAGGAUGCAUUGAUUUCGAUUUGAGCUUAGUUUAGUUAAUGUUUUACGGCCCUAGCAUCUAAAAUGAGUACUGCAGAGUCACGGUUGCCACUUGACAAAAAAAAACAAAAACAAAAAAACCGUAUUGAGAUAAAGGAAAAUUGAACGUUUUUCGUACCAAACUUUACAUUUUUAUAAGUUAAAUAAAAGAAUAUUUUAAUUAUUUUUUGUUAACAUAAAUGUAGAUUUAAACUAUAAUAUCACAGACUUGUUUGGUGGCAACCGUGUCUAGGUGAUCCACAGCAUCCUCCCUCCCCCCCCACAAACACACACACACUCAUAAACACACACACACACACACACUAGAAAAACGAAAAACAACUUAGCUGAAGUCGCGAUAAAUUCAAAUUGUAUGCGAAAACUGAAGCAAAACGAAAGAGAUGAAAGAUAAUUGAGAUCGAACAGAGCGUUUGGAAGUUGUAGUGGUAGAGUAAGCUGAUUUCAACGGAAUUUUCGGUAGACAUAUCAUCCAUGUUUGUUAUACGUUUAGAAGAAACAACAAAAAAAAAAAAAAAACGGAAAGAAUAAAUAAGGAUGAGGAGGAUAAUAGAGUUCAUUGUUUCAACGAAUAUAUAUAAAUGUCAAUUUUCGGCCCACAAGGCAAGAAAGUAAGCCCUUUGGCCUAGCAUAAAUUAUACAACUAUAUACAUUAUCUAUAUACAUAUGCAUACACAUAUAGACCUAUUCAUAGCAUAUAUAUAUGUACCAAAAAAUAGGGAGAAUCGACGACAGUGUGUCAGCCCGCCAUUGGUUAUGUAGAGCGUUUGUUAAUCGGCCAAUCAGUGCAUCAAUCAGAUGAUAAUCAAUCAUAUAGCGUACAGUGUUAUUCGCCUGAAGGGAAUGAGAAUUUAGAGAAUGUUACAAGCCAAGCAAAAUUGUUAAUCGUGUGUCUCGGUGUGUGUUCAAUCGUUCAAUCGUUCAAAUCGUUGCAUAAAUGUUGCCUAGAAUACAUUACAUUACUUAGAAGAAGCCACUCAGAUCAUAUAAGGAAGCAUCUUGAGGAAGAGAACUAAUCGCUUUACUCACGUAGGCCCCAUCUACCAUUUAUCCGAUCCCAAUCCUGAUUCCGAUCCAGAUCCAGAUCCAGAUCCCAGAUUACCCAGUUCUCCUCGUUUAAAGUCGGUUUUUGUAUAUAUUUCCAGCAAGCAGAAUGCAGAAUGCAAAAUGCAGCCAGCAGCGCAUAUAAUUAAAUGUAAUUCUUUUUUUUUUCGAUAAUCAUAUCUUAAAGCUUGAUAUACGAGUUGUAUUUAUUAGGCAAAAGGUUUGUGUGGUCGGCUAUCGAUGGAGGUCAGUUAAUUGUUAAAGAAAAAUGCUUAAUUUAUCGUAAUCGAUUACCCUUUUCUUUUAUAUUUAAUACUUGCGUGUACUUCUCUUAAUUACUAUGAUUUUUUUUUUUUUAAUACACCUAAACCACUUUUUGUGUUUACUGUAUAUGUACAUUAGUAGUUAAAGGCGAAAGCGAAGGCGAAGACCUUUCGGCCACCAACAUAUAAUAAAAACUGCGCCAGAUGGAGCGAGAAGUGUGUUUUAA